Messenger RNA from Coregonus sp. 'balchen', 10996 nucleotides. The record is from the annotation of a GenBank genome assembly. NCBI's taxonomy places the organism in Eukaryota, Metazoa, Chordata, Actinopteri, Salmoniformes, Salmonidae.
GACUACCAGGCCAGCCUGGACAAGACCAGUCUGACCCCCAGCGAGGGAGAGGGGGACGGGGAGGGGACCGAGCCAGAAGGCAGCCCCAGCCCUAGGGGCCACUCAACUCAGCCCCACAACCUAAGCCUCAGCCCCAGCCCCAGAGGGGGCCACUGGGAAGAGGAGGCUGAGGAGGAGGGCCCUGGGAGUGGGCUAACCAUGGAGGACAUGGAUGGCGAGAAGGAGCAUGGAUCACUCAAGACCUAUAGUAAGCUUAUCAACAAAGUUCACACUUUUUCUUCUUCAGUCUUGGUUUGUCGCUAUUGUCUCAUGGACAGACUACGUAAACAUGGAUGGUACAUUAGAUCUGUCAUGAGAUAAUGAGCAGUAUUAGUUCUGGUGGUUCGGACAAAUCACGAUUUUGCAGGUUUUUGCAUCUUUCGAAUUUUGGAAGGGGAGAGGACAUUUGGCCCAUAGAGCUCUUUGUUCUGGUUCAGAUACUCGUUCUAUGUCUUCUCUUAACAUAUAUGGACAAGAACUUAAUCGAGCAUCUGACCAAUUAUGCAAGACUUUAGUUCUGGGUUAACCGAGAUUUGUUUGUCCCAAAUAUCCCAAAUGGCACCCUAUAUAGUACACUACUACCAUAGGGCUCUGGUCAAAAGUAGUGUACUAAACUGAACAAAAAUAUAAACACAACAUGUAAAGUGUUUCAUGAGCUGAAAUAAAAGAUCCCAGAAAUGUUCAAUAUGCACAAAAAGCUUAUUUCUCUAAAAUGUUGUGCACAAAUUUGUUUACAUCCCUGUUAGUGAGCAUUUCUCCUUUGUCAAGAUAAACCAUCCACCUGACAGGUGUGACAUAUCAAGAAGCUAAUUCAACAGCAUGAUCAUUACAAAGGUGCACCUUGUGCUGGGGACAAUAAAAGGCCACUCUAAAAUGUGCAGUUUUGUCACACAACACAAUGCCACGGAUGUCUCAGGUUUAGAGGGAGUGUGCAAUUGGCAUGCUGACUGCAGGAAUGUCCUCCAGAGCUGUUGCCAGAGAAUUUAAUGUUCAUUUCUCUACCAUAAGCUACCUCCAACGUCAUUUUAGAGAACUUGGCAGUACGUCCAACUGGCCUAACAACCGCAGACCACGUGUAUGGCGAUGUGUGGGCGAGUGGCUUGCUGAUGUCAACGUGGUGAACAGAUGCCCCAUGGUGGCGGUGGGGUUCUGGUAUGGGCAGGUAUAAGCGACGGACAACAAACACAAUUGCAUUUUCUCGAUUGCAAUUUUAAUGCACAGAGAUACCGUGACGAGAUCCUGAGGGCCAUUGUCGUGCCAUUAAUCCGCCACCAUCACCUCAUGUUUCAGCAUUAUAAUGCAUAGUCCCAUGUCACAAGGAUCUGUACACAAUUCCUGGAAGCUGAACAUGUCCCAGUUCUUCCAUGGCCUGCAUACUUACCGGACAUAUCACCAAUUGAGCAUGUUUGGGAUGCUCUGGAUCGAGGUGUACAACAGUGUGUUCCAGUUCCCGCCAAUAUUCAGCAACUUCGCACAGCAAUUGAAGAGGAGUGGGAAAACAUUCCACAGGCCAGAAUUAACAGCCUGAUCCACUCUAUGCGAAGGAAAUGUGUCGCGCUGCAUGAGGCAAAUGGUGGUCACACCAGAUACUGACUGGUUUUCUGAUCCACGCCCCAACUUUUUUUUAAAGGUAUCUGUGACCAACAGAUGUAUAUCUGUAUUCCCAGUCAUGUUAAAUACAUAUAUUAAGGCCUAAUGAGUUCAUUUCAAUUGACUGAUUUCCUUAUAUGAACUGUAACCCAGUAAAAUCGUUGAAAUUGUUGCAUGUUGCGUUUAUAUUUUUGUUCAGUAUAUACAGUGCAUUCGGUAAGUAUUCAGACCCCUUGACUUUUUCCACAUUUUGUUACAUUACAGCCUUAUUCUAAAAUAUAUAUUUUUUCUCAUCAAUCUACAAACAAUACCUUAUAAUGACAAAGCAAAAACCGUUUUUAAAUUUUUUUUGCAAGUGUAUUAAAAAUGAAAAACAGAAAUACCUUAUUUACAUAAGUAUUCAGACCCUUUGCUAAGAGAUUCGAAAUUGAGCUCAGGUGCAUCCUGUUUCCAUUGAUAAUCCUUGAGAUGUUUCUACAACUUGAUUGGAGUCCACCUGUGGUAAAUUCAAUUGAUUGGACAUUAUUAGGAAAGGCACACACCUGUCUAUAUAAGGCCCCACAAUUGACAGUGCAUGUCAGAGCAAAAACCAAGCCAUGAAGUCGAAGGAAUUGUCAGUGGAGCUCCGAGACAGGAUUGUGUCGAGGCACAGAUCUGGGGAAGGGUACCAAAAAAUGUCUGCAGCAUUGAAGGUCCCUAAGAACACAGUGGCCUCCAUCAUUCUUAAAUGGAAGAAGUUUGGAACCACCAAGACUCUUCCUAGAGCUGGCCACCCAGCCAAACUGAGCAAUCGGGGGAGAAGGGCCUUGUUCAGGGAGGUGACCAAGAACCCUAUGGUCACUCUGACAGAGCUCCAGAGUUCCUCUGUGGAGAUGGGAGAACCUUCCAGAAGGACAACCAUCUCUGCAGCACUCCACCAAUCAGCCUUUAUGGUAGACUGGACAGACGGAAGCCACACCUCAGUAAAAGGCACAUGACAGCCCGCUUGGAGUUUGCCAAAAGGCACCUAAAGUCUCUCAGACCAUGAGAAACAAGAUUCUCUGGUCUGAUGAAACCAAGAUUGAACUCUAUGGCCUGAAUGCCAAGCGUCACGUCUGGAGGAAACCUGGCAUCAUCCCUACGGUGAAGCAUGGUGGUGGCAGCAUCAUGCUGUGGGGAUGUUUUUCAGAGGCAGGGACUAGGAGACUAGUCAGGAUCGAGGGAAAUAUGAAUGGAGCAAAGUACAGAGAGAUCCUUGAUUAAAACCUGCUCCAGAGCACUGAGGACCUCAGACUGAGGCGAAGGUUCACCUUCCAACAGGACAACGACCCUAAGCACACAGCCAAGACAACGCAGGAGUGGCCUCGGGACAAGUCUCUGAAUGUCCUUGAGUGGCCCAGCCAGAGCCCGGACUUGAAUCCCGAUCAAACAUCUCUGGAGAGACCUGAAAAUAGCUGUGCAGCAACGCUCCCCAUCCAACCUGACAGAGCUUGAGAGGAUCUGCAGAGAAGAAUGGGAGAAACUCCCCAAAUGCAGGUGUGCCAAGCUUGUAGCGUCAUACCCAAGAAGACUCAAGGCUGUAAUCGUUGCCAAAGGUGCUUCAACAAUGUACUGAGUAAAGGGUCUGAAUACUUAUGUAAAUGUGAUAUUUCAGUUUUUAUUUGUUAAUACAUUUCCAAACAUUUCUAAAAACCAGUUUUUGCUUAGUCAUUAUGGGGUACUGUGUGUAGAUUGAUGGGGGGGGGGGGGGGCUAUUUAAUUCAUUUCAGAAUAAGGCUGUAACGUAACAAAAUGUGGAAAAAGUAAAAGGGUCUGUGUACUUUCCGAAUGGACUGUAUAAGUUAUUGAGUGACAUGGUCUUUGAAUAUGCUGCAGCAUAACAAAAGAGUCAUCCCACCACAAUGUCACAAUAUUUCCAUGCAUCAAAGAGGUGACAUUAACCGUACCGAAAUCAGAAUGGAGCAGAAUCUGAGAAGCUUUCCCUUUCAUUUAGCUCAGACACACACACACACACACACACACACACACACACACACACACACACACGCUUUUCUAUCACAAUCAGAGUGCUCUCCCUCUCUCCUCUCUCACCUCAUGUGAUUUGGCUGUGCCUGAUGAAUGCAAAGCCCAGUUUUUACAACACUCAACCACACAGGCGCUUCCCUCACCACAUGAAGAACAGAUCGAAAUAUGCCAACAUCUGCAAACAUUUGAAAAAUCUGUCACAGGCAGGCAGCUCAGUGCAGAGCAGAGCACUCUGAUUGUGAUAGAAAGCAGAGCGCCCUCUCGUCUGUCUUCUUCUCUUUACAUUAAUAAUAUAAUAAUAAUAAUAAUAUGCCAUUUAGCAGACACUUUUAUCCAAAGCGACUUACAGUCAUGUGCGCAUACAUUUUUACGUGCGCAUACAUUUUUACAUUACAUUACAUCUGUGGGUUUCUCUGCCUGUUAUUGCACUCAAUGGGAAAAGCUUCUGGGCUAUCCCUGCUGAUGCCCAGAGCAGACAAGUUCUCGCUUUCAUAGUUGUUCAUAAAAUUCAAAACACAGUGUAACUAUGUAUUUUAUCUAAGAGGGUUAAACAAUGGUGAAAUAUUCUCUAUGUAGUGCACUACGUUAGACCAGAGUAGUGCACUUCAUAGAAAAUAGUGUCAUUGUGAAUGUGCCCUCUCUCUCUCUCUGUUCCAUUUUGUGCACUAGAUAUGGAACCAGACCAGUUGACUAUUAAUGAAAUGCACUACACAUAAAAUACUGUCAUUUGGGAUUUGCUCACAGUCUCUGUUCAUAUCAUAUCAUUACACAUAUCAUAUUUAAGCAAUAGGGCAUGAAAGUCUAUGGUUUAUUUUUGGGUUAUUCUUAGGCACGGCACACGUCUUUAUCCCCUAUCGCUCUUUUGCCCAGCAGGUCAGAGGUCAGACAGUCAGGCCCUGGAGGACAUGGCCCACUAUGACUUCCUGGUGCAGCUGAGAAAGGCAUCCUCCCACCAACCUGCCUCCCACCACUACCACCAGCCCCACCAGGCCCCUAAUGGCAGCGCUACAGCCCCAGCCAUGUAUCACCCUGGCAGCCUGAACCUCCACGAUGACCCCCUUCCCAUCUGGUCUCCUGGGGCGCAGCACUCACCUGAGAGACCAGGUACUGUAGGCUGCUCUCUGUGUCCUUUCACACAAACACACUGCAUGUCUCUAUCUACUGCAUGCUAAUAAGGCUAGUUUUCCAGGUAGACUACUGUCUGUCUGCUUUCACACAAACACACUGCACAUCUCUAUCUACUGCAUGCUAAUAAGGCUAGUUUUCCAGGUAGACUACUGUCUGUCUGCUUUCACACAAACACACUGCACAUCUCUAUCUACUGCAUGCUAAUAAGGCUAGUUUUCCAGGUAGACUACUGUCUGUCUGCUUUCACACAAACACCUUUCUCGUAAUCUCUGCUUAUACGGCCUGUAAGGCUUUCUACAAGAUUCAUAGAGCUACUUUUUUCAGAAUUGCAGGGGGGGAAAAUAUGAAGCCUUUCUUUAGAGACCUAUAGAUAUACGUUUGUAGAUAUAGGUUGAGGACUGGACAUUGUAUCUUCGUGAUGGUUUAGUUCACCCUCUUUCUCUCUGGUGUGUGUGUACCCUAGAUGGCGUCCCUCUGAGUCCUGAUGCUAUGAGGAACCUUCAGGCGUGUCCUUUCUGCCAGCGCACCUACCACCGCGGUGCGUCUCUACGCGAGCACAUCAAGUUCUGCCACGAGCGGGACGGGGGGCACAUGGUGUGCCCGGUCUGUGGGUACACUGCCCACUAUAGGGCACAGAUAGAACGACACAUGGCACUGCACAGUCAGGAAGAGGAUAAGGUGAGAGACUGGGAGAAAUAUAAAGUCAUUCUUUUGGAGUCCAUCUACUACAAGGUGGCACUCUUUUUAAUGGUAUUUUGAGCCGGAUAUGAACCAGCGAUCUAAUGACUCUGAAAAUAGUGUUGUGUUAGUUCAUCUAGUUUGACUGUUGAACAGGCAUGAUAUGCAAUGUCAAUCUCGAGCUGAUUCUCAAUCUCUAGAAGGCAGGCCUACUGAUUUGACUGUAUGUAUGAUUGUGUCUCUGUGUGAUUGGUGCAGCACCCUGGGUCUGACCAUGGCAUAGAGAGCAGGAAGUUCAAGUGUCUUCAGUGUGGAAAAGCCUUCAAGUACAAACACCAUCUCAAAGAGCACCUCCGCAUCCACAGUGGUAAGGAAAAGGACAAUCCAAAUCAAUCCUGUCAAAUUUACGUUGUGUCAAAUAAGGUACUGUAGGAACUGUACAAUCUUAUAUACAGUGAGGGAAAAAAGUAUUUGAUCCCCUGCUGAUUUUGUAUGUUUGCCCACUGACAAAGACAUGAUCAGUCUAUCAUUUUAAUGGUAGGUUUAUUUGAACAGUGAGAGACAGAAUAACAACAAAUAAAUCCAGAAAAACGCAUGUCAAAAAUGUUAUAAAUUGAUUUGCAUUUAAUGAGGGAAAUAAGUAUUUGACCCCUCUGCAAAACAUGACUUAGUACUUGGUGGCAAAACCCUUGUUGGCAAUCACAGAGGUCAGACAUUUCUUGUAGUUGGCCACCAGGUUUGCACACAUCUCAGGAGGGAUUUUGUCCCACUCCUCUUUGCAGAUCUUCUCCAAGUCAUUAAGGUUUCGAGGCUAACGUUUGGCAACUCGAACCUUCAGCUCCAUCCACAGAUUUUCUAUGGGAUUAAGGUCUGGAGACUGGCUAGGCCACUCCAGGACCUUAAUGUGCUUCUUCUUGAGCCACUCCUUUGUUGCCUUGGCCGUGUGUUUUGGGUCAUUGUCAUGCUGGAAUACCCAUCCACGACCCAUUUUCAAUGCCCUGGCUGAGGGAAGGAGGUUCUCACCCAAGAUUUGACGGUACAUGGACCCGUCCAUUGUCCCUUUGAUGCAGUUAAGUUGUCCUGUCCCCUUAGCAGAAAAACACCCCCAAAGCAUAAUAUUUCCACCUCCAUGUUUGAUGGUGGGGAUGGUGUUCUUGGGGUCAUAGGCAGCAUUCCUCCUCCUCCAAACACGGCAAGUUGAGUUGAUGCCAAAGAGCUCGAUUUUGUUCUCAUCUGACCACAACACUUUCACCCAGUUUUCCUCUGAAUCAUUCAGAUGUUAAUUGGCAAACUUCAGACGGGCCUGUAUAUGUGCUUUCUUGAGCAGGGGGACCUUGCGGGCGCUGCAGGAUUUCAGUCCUUCACGGCGUAGUGUGUUACCAAUUGUUUUCUUGGUGACUAUGGUCCCAGCUGCCUUGAGAUCAUUGACAAGAUCCUCCCGUGUAGUUCUGGGCUGAUUCCUCACCGUUCUCAUGAUCAUUGCAACUCCACGAGGUGAGAUCUUGCAUGGAGCCCCAGGCCGAGGGAGAUUGACAGUUCUUUUGUGUUUCUUCCAUUUGCGAAUAAUCACACCAACUGUUGUCACCUUCUCACCAAGCUGCUUGGCGAUGGUCUUGUAGCCCAUUCCAGCCUUGUGUAGGUCUACAAUCUUGUCCCUGACAUCCUUGGAGAGCUCUUUGGUCUUGGCCAUGGUGGAGAGUUUGGAAUCUGAUUGAUUGAUUGCUUCUGUGGACAGGUGUCUUUUAUACAGGUAACAAACUGAGAUUAGGAGCACUCCCUUUAAGAGUGUGCUCCUAAUCUCAGCUCGUUACCUGUAUAAAAGACCCCUGGGAGCCAGAAAUCAUUCUGAUUGAGAGGGGGUCAAAUACUUAUUUCCCUCAUUAAAAUGAUAAUCAAUUUAUAAUAUUUUUGACAUGCGUUUUUCUGGAUUCUUUUGUUGUUAUUCUGUCUCUCACUGUUCAAAUAAACCUACCAUUAAAAUUAUAGACUGAUCAUUUCUUUGUCAGUGGGCAAACGUACAAAAUCAGCAGGGGAUCAAAUACUUUUUUCCCUCACUGUAGAUAGCGCCUUAUGUGCACAUAGGUGUAUGAUAGGAGGGCAGAAGAGCAGGAUCUGCUCUAUAAAGUCUUAUAUGUUUUUUGACAAUCAAAUUGUUCUAUAAAGUCUAUAUCAAAUGUUUUCUGAACUGUAGUAUCUUUGAUUGAUAUUCCGUAUCUGUGCUUCUUCCUUUAGGUGAGAAACCGUAUGAGUGCUCCAAUUGCAAGAAGCGUUUCUCUCACUCCGGUUCCUACAGCUCACACCUCAGCAGUAAGAAGUGCCUGACCGGAGGAGGAGGAGGCAGUGGAGGAGGAGGCGGCAGCGGAGGAGGAGGAGGCAGCGGAGGAGGAGAAGGCAGCGGAGGAGGAGGAGGCAGCGGAGGAGGAGGCAGCGGAGGAGGAGGAGGGGGGAGCUAUAACAACGGACAUGGCCACCAUGGGGCUUACUACUCCUCCCCUGCGUCGCCCUCUGCAGGUAGUGGAAGGAACAGAAGUGGGAUGGGCUCUCCCUACCCUCCCCACAACCAGGAGGGACGUCCUCCAAUGGGGUUAGAGAGGAACCUGUACCUCACUGGAGACCAUGGUACGGGUCUCCUCCGGGGCCAGGAGCUGGGCAGGGAGAUGGGCCGGCGGUGGGACCCCGCGCCGGAGCGCUUUCUCCGGGCCAACGUGUUCAAGGGGACCACCCUGCUGCCGUAUCUCCAUGCCAGCUCUGGGGGAAAGUUUGAGAAGAUGCUGCAGGAGAUGCUGCACAGGGAGGAGGGGGGUUCUGUCUCAGCCAGGGAGGAGGGGAGACUGGGGGUUCACAAUGGAGGGAGAGACGGGAUGGCAUCGCCGGAGGGUCCGUUGAAACUAAAACGCGACCGUGCUGGCUCGGGUGAGCCCCAGGGGGUAGGUGGAGGGGUAACAUGUCGUUGGUGCUCCCAGCUCUUUCCCAGCCCCGCCAUCUUACUCCAGCACGAGCGCUACCUCUGUAAGAUUUACCGGAAGGCCAUGGAGGUGUCUGAGGAUCCUCAAAGAAAAAACCACCUCUCUCCCUACUACUUCUCCACCAGACCCCCUCUCCACCCACCACCACCAGAUAACCACAAACCCCCAAUGAUGACCAACGGUUUCCCUAAAGACAAGUCUCCUCUCCAGAGACCCAGCUGGAACUCUGUCCCUCAGCAGCUGCUGGUCGCCAUGCACUCCCCCCUCCAGCCCAGCCCAGACUCACUUGCCAUGAGGUCCUAUUGGUCCAGCCAGGAGAGUGGCGGCAGCCCUGGCCAACCAGCACCAACCAGCCCUGCUACAGACAUGUCAUCCCCUCCCCCAUUGGGGCGAAGACGGGUCCCCUCUUCAGGGUUCGGCUCGCACCUCUGCCUGGACCUGUCCACUGCCAUCCUCGCCACUCCUGCAAGCCGAGUCGCCCCCCAGGGAAGGACCCACCGGUCGGGUAGCUCCGAGAAUGACCAACCCCUGGAUCUCUCCCUCCCCAAGCCCCAGGAGGAGAAAGCCCUAGAGGACAGCAAGCCCUGUAAAGGACACCCUCACCGGGGAGAGAAGAGAGAGAAGACCCAGAGAGACCCAGCAGAGAACCAGUACCACCGGAGGCUGAGUCUCAGUCUCAGUCCACCUCCUCACCAGGUAGAGUAGCUGCCCCAUGUGCAGUAGCUAAUGGGGAUCCUAAUAAAGUAAACCGGGUGUGUGUGCAGGAGGAGGGGGUACUAUUUAUGUCUGACUAUGUACUGUUGUUUGUUUCCUGCUGUGUUUCUAUGCAGUUUAUGUAUUUAAUGUGUGAGCUCUGCUAAGAAUUCCCUCCUUAAACGUCAAUCUAAUCUACUCUAAUCCCACCAGCAUCCUGCAGUCUACAGCGGCGCUCCUAUGUUUGGGGGUUCCAUCUACAGUGUCUACCCUCUGUUUAACCCCAUGAUGCCUGCUGGGCUAGCUGGCUCAGGGCAUGAAGGGGUCCCCUCCCUGCCCCUCAGCCGUCCAGCUAGCAACCAGGGAUUCCUCUCACCCAUGACCUACGUGAUGGAGUCAGACACAGACGCUGUGCUGAAGAGGAUCCACCAGGAGAGAUUAAUGGUAAAAUUAAUGUUUUUUCUUAGAUGGGCUGACAAAUACUGUACAUGUUACUUCCAACAGUGUAACUGUAUUUCAUGUUACCGCCAAGCGUUAGAUAUUCCAAACAAUGGAUUUCACAUUGAUCUUGUCAUGAAAAAAAUGGCGUAACCUGGUUAAUAGAGACCAGUUGGUUGAUCUCUUCUCAGUCAGAACCAGUUUACAAUUUGAAAAUAACAUCCUCAAGAUGUCAUGUGCCAAAAGUUUGCCAAACAUUUGCCCGUUGGGGAGAGACCUCUCGGACUAUAAAUCUAUGUGUGUCCUGCAGGGUGAGGUGAUGGGCCGUGGGGAUCUGGACUACCUCUCUCUGAUGGAGGAGGGAGGAGAGGGCGAGGGGGGACCAGGGAGGAAGAGACUAAAGAAGACAGACGAAGGCCUGUACGCUUGUGACAUCUGUGACAAAACCUUCCAGAAGAGCAGCUCUCUGCUCCGACACAAGUACGAGCACACAGGUACGUACAGAGUCUACUGUAACUAUCUUACUCACUUGUUAAAAUGUAUUUUGAAGCAUAUGAUUUAUAUUGCUAGAGCAUGUUUCUGUUGUAUUGCUAAAGUGAGCAAAAGUGUUCCAUGAUCAGGCAGAUGUUAUCCGAAACAGAAAAAGGAACUGAACUACAUACACAUAAAGGUUCUUUAACAAUUGCAAAAAUAGAAAGGUAGAUCAAGAAAUUGCCACAGUUACACAUCUGGCUCUGUUCUGUUGUAUUGCCACAGUUACACACCUGGCUCUGUUCUGUUGUAUUGCCACAGUUACACAUCUGGCUCUGUUCUGUUGUAUUGCCACAGGUAAGCGUCCUCACGAGUGCAAGAUCUGCAAGAAGGCCUUCAAGCACAAGCACCAUCUAAUUGAACACAGCCGCCUGCACUCUGGAGAGAAGCCCUACCAGUGUGACAAGUGUGGCAAGCGCUUCUCCCACUCCGGCUCCUACUCCCAACACAUGAACCAUCGGUAUGCCUACUGCAGCCUGCACCAGGAUCCGGAGGAGGGUGAGGAGCUUUCUCUUACCACAGGAGGGUCCACCGAUCUGGGCCACAUGGCCGGGGACACCCCCCUUUCCAUGGAGGACACCCCAACAUUUUUUAGUGACUCCAGUCUAGACGGGGGGAUAGGAGGGAGAGUAGAUGAAGAAGAGGAGGACGAGACAGACGAGACUAAAGGCGGAAGUAUGAAGGAGGCAUGUAGUUUGUCAAGGUCAAGGUCUGGUGAGGGGUCCCCUGUGGGGAGGGACAGAGAGAGAGAACAGAGGGAGAGAGACAGAGAGCAGGUUGGCAGACACAAUGAAGAGAGAGAGAGUGCUGGUCUAGGGACUCACAGACUAGAGACCAACCAUCACUGGGACAAAGACUCAUUGGAACAAAAUGGAGACCAGAACACAGACACAUACAAGCUGAGCCCGGAAGCUCCAGUGUCACAAUGA